AUGACGCGACAAAAUGCCCUGUUAUCAAUUGAAGACGUGACUAACAAGAAACAAGAUGCCACAUUCCUUUCCGAGAUAGUCCUGGAGGAUCUGCGAGAUUUCCAAAUUCCAUUUGAGAAAUUGUUCUCCGCUGAUCAGAUCACGAUUUUCGAAUAUAUGUAUGCCCUGAAUAUCUUGCAGAAGGGCUUUGAAAGCAGCCAUCAAUACCGCACCGAGACGCUAACCGACCAGAUGGUCAAUGGUGAGCCGGCCUUGAAGGAGCUUGCGGAAGAGGAUGAAGACUAUCUGCUC
Molecule: messenger RNA, 291 nt
Organism: Mesorhabditis spiculigera
Lineage: Eukaryota; Metazoa; Nematoda; Chromadorea; Rhabditida; Rhabditidae
Source: the annotation of a GenBank genome assembly